AUGCACGUUUACGUCCGGCUUCAGGCUGCCCUCCCACAUCUCGCAGAACAGCGAGAGUGCCUGCUGCCACUGGCCGCAUCUUUCACACGCGCAGAUUCCAGCCGUAUAGCUGAUGGCAUUGGACUCAAACUUUGCCUCCCGCAUCUCGCCCAGAAGAGCCACAGCUCGUUGCCACUGCUGGCCCUUCUCGCACGCGCUGAUCGCAGCGUUGAAGCUAUGACGUCGGGCUCCAGCUUCGCCUCCCACAUCUCGCCCAACAGUGCUAGGGCCCCCUGCCACUGCUUGCCCUUCUCGCACGCGCUGAUCCCAGUGCUGUAG
Messenger RNA from Prorocentrum cordatum, 318 nucleotides. The record is from the annotation of a GenBank genome assembly. NCBI's taxonomy places the organism in Eukaryota, Dinophyceae, Prorocentrales, Prorocentraceae.